CUCCACCCACCCUCGCGCUCCCGUAAGGCGGGCACAAGCCGUCCCCGCCACGCAGAGCCAGCGCAGGAGGCUGGGCUCCAGCACACGGCUUGAGAUGCAUUGUUCCUGUGGGGAGGCUUGGAGCUGGAGGUGGCGGCGAGGGUGGAGACGGCGAGGGUUGGUGGCUGCGAAGCCCCUCCAUCUCGGGCCUCUCACCGUCUCCCUUCGCGCCGCGGGGCUGUAGGAAGCGGGCUCAGCGGCUCUCCAAAGCCCCCUGCUGUCCUCCGUCGCUCGCCUCCCUUCGCGAACCGUUGGGCUGAGCACAGGCGGGGGCAGGGCAGCUCAAGCGCCUCCAAGGGGCUGGUGAUGCCCACAGCUGGGAAGGGGCAGUCGGCGCUGGCGCCCUCGCCAGGUAACCCCGACCCUGCCCGCCCGGCGCGGAGCUGUCCAAAGAGGGCGGCGACCCGCAGGAGCUGUCCGUGGUUCUGAAACCCGCUGCGCGGGAGCCGAGUCAGCUAAAGGCGCGCCGCUGCCCUCCGGAAUCCCCGUCUGCUCCCAUCGGCGAGUUCCAGCCCAGCGCCUCCUCCAGCGCGGAGCUGUCCAAAGACGGCCGCAACCGCGGGCUCUCUCCCUGGUGCUGAAAAGCCUUGCGAGAGGAGGAGCUCCAGGAAGGGACUUUGAACGGAGCACCUUUGCCCUCCCUGGUCCCUGCCUCCUCCUGGCCCUGCUGCUCCCAUCGGUCGGUUCCAGCCCAGCGCCUCCUCCUCCUCCCGCCCGGAUCCAGUUGCAGGACGACUAAGCUACUAGAUCUGGUUGAGAAAGGGGACCCAGCCGCAUCUGCCUUUCCAGGAGCCAUGGCUGCGCUAACGAAGGUGGCCGCCGCCUCUUCCCUGCUGGUGGUGGUCCUCUGCGUGGGUGUCUGCUCUUCAGUCUGCGUUGAAGUACCGUCAGAGACAGAGGCAGUCCAAGGGUCGCGCAUGAAGCUGCUGUGUAUCUCCUGCAUGAAGCGAGAGGAGGUUUCUGCCAACACUCUGGUUCAGUGGUACUAUAAGGCCGAAGGGGGCAUAGAUGAGCCUAUAUACAAGUACGAGAAUGAGAAGCAGGAACUUGGGAGCCGCUUCCGUGGUCGGCUCCAAUGGGACGGGAGCAUAGACAUGCAGGAUGUGUCCAUCUCCGUGCUCAACAUCUCUUUGAAUGAUUCGGGGAUCUACACCUGCAAUGUCACUCGGGAAUUCAACUUCGAGGUUCAUCGCCCAGUUGUCACCCGCUCUACACUGAUCCGCCUCACGGUGGUGGAGGAGGCACAAUAUAGAACAUCUGCAGAUGGGGAAAGUAAAGAAACAGGAAACAAAAGGAGAGCCUGUCAGGGUUCCAGGAUGGGCACAGACAUAGCUCUGUUUGUCCCAAGCGAAGUAUGUCAUCUGAGCGACUCUGCAUGUUUGCGCAUGCGCUAAGGAGAACAUAUAGAAUCAUAGAAUAGGGUUGGAAGGGACCCCAGGGGUCAUCUAGCCCAACCCCCCUCAAUUGCACCUAAAGUGCAUGUGCAAAUGUCAGCCUUAUUGCCAAUUGUGUGGUAGGUGGCACCACAAAGUCUUCUAAGAGAUGGUAGAACCUCAGUUGUCUCACCCAGUUCUAGUGGUGAUCCGAAAUCACUGCUUUCACCUCAUUUAGCUUCUCUACAUUUUUUGCUUACUCAAAAGCUCUGAUCCUCCCAACACUUGGGAGUGUUUGAUUAUAAUGUGCAUUGCAUCGUGUUCUGUGUAAGUGUUUCAUCCAGAUUGUAAAGAAUGACAUGGGGGCACUAUGGUCUAUGGAAAAAGAAAUUCUAUACAUUGCUCUGCAAAUAGCCUGAGGUUGUACUGUUCUACUGAGGUGGUGGUACAGUGGGAUCCUUGCUCAGUUUGCAGCCACCAGCUGGCGAAUGGGAACUGUGUGUGUUUAGGUUCCUGGCUGCAGGAUACCAGUAAUUUUCCAGCUGGCACAAUCCAUUCCAUAAGAGCCGAUAGGCAUGCAACUGCCUACUGAGCUGGUAGAGCUUACAGUCGGAGCCAUAAAAGAGAGCCACUCAGUUUCUGCAUGGCAAAUUGCUUCCAUAUAGGAAGAUAUAGAAAACCACACAAGCUCACAGGUUUCCAAAAGAUGGUUGCAAAGCAGGACACCCUGUUCUGUGCCCCACAAAGGUGGCUUUGCUCACGUGGAUCUUUCCCUUUCUUGUCCCC
Messenger RNA from Lacerta agilis (Sand lizard), 2198 nucleotides. It is a transcript of the gene SCN3B, whose product is annotated as sodium voltage-gated channel beta subunit 3. The record is from RefSeq and is a predicted model, not a curated record. Gene Ontology annotation, biological process: regulation of heart rate by cardiac conduction; ventricular cardiac muscle cell action potential; sodium ion transport. The transcript has 4 exons. Bases 834 to 1433 code for a protein of 199 amino acids. Gene Ontology annotation, molecular function: sodium channel regulator activity. Lineage: Eukaryota; Metazoa; Chordata; Lepidosauria; Squamata; Lacertidae. Gene Ontology annotation, cellular component: voltage-gated sodium channel complex.